UUUUGUUGAGUGGAAUUUUACGUUGAACACGAAAACGAGGUCGUUUUGAAACUGAAGGAGGUGAAGAAGUAGAGUGGAUUUCUCAGACAAAGGUGGUUUCCGUCCCCUUCUUCAUGUCGUUAGAUUCCCGCCAUUUUGGAGGAGAAGAAUGAAUUUCAAAUUUCAUGCUUUCGCAACGGUCACCUUCCCUUCUCCCUCCUCAAACCCUACUUCCAAAGCCCUAGUUCCUCCAAACCUCUCCAAACUUUAUUUACUCAACCGCCAAAACCCUAAGCCACACCUUUCUAUAUACAAAACCCUAGAAUCAGCUAAGUGCCCGAGACUCCAAAUCAGAGCUACAGCUAAUAAUCAAGGGGAAUCUGGGAACUGGACCAAAUGGUUGCCGAGAGGAGUUGUUGCUGCUGAUAGGAUUCUGAGAUUGAUUUCGAGUGCAACUUCGAGCCCCAUUAGCCAGUUCAUUUCAUCGCCCACAACAUUUCUACAUUCAGUGGACCCCAGAAUCAAAUUGGUAUGGCUCCUGGCUCUGGUUCUCUUACCGGCAAGAUCACAUAUCAUAAUGCGUUUUGGAUUAGUUGUAUACUUGGCUUGUCUUUCAGUUUGGAUUCUCCCAACACAAGUAUGGAUGGAUCAACUGGGAAGGGUGUCUUUUCUCUCUGGACUUUUGUUUAUAAUGUUGGGUCUGGGUUCAGAUGGUGCACCUCCUCUUGUCCAGUUAAGAACACCACCACCAGCAAUGAUGGGAUUGCCUAAUCUUCCUGAUUCUUUGGGAGGUUACUCAUAUUUAGUCAUGAAGCUUGGACCAUUACAGCUUACAAGGAAGGGCCUGUCAGUGGCGAGCACAGCUGCAUGUUUAACAUUCACUAUCUUUCAAAGUGCGAGCCUAUGCCUGACAACAACAACCCCAGAGCAACUUGCAUCUGCUUUGUGGUGGUUUAUGCGCCCCUUGCGGUUCAUUGGCGUUCCAGUGGCUGAAAUCACUCUUACUCUCCUGCUUUCAUUGAGGUUCAUCAGUCUUGUGUUUGAUGAGGUCCGUAAUGUUGCUUUGGGAAUAAUAUCUCGUAGGAUAAAUUGGCAACAGUUGACAACAAUGGAGACAAUUGAUAUUUUCGUCUCUUACGUUCGUAGGAUCUUCAAAAAUAUUUUUAGCCAUGCAGAGCAGAUUUCUCAGGCAAUGAUUGUCAGAGGUUUUAGAGGGGACAGUAGCACUCAUAAACUUUACUUCUUAUCAGACUCAUCCAUUCGGAUGGAAGAUGUUGUUUCCUUAUUGUGCCUAAUUGGCAUUAUAGGUGCUGCCGUUUUGUCCGAAUAUUUGCUCGUCUGAAAUGCAUUCUCACCUUCAUUGGGUGUUUUCAUCUCUUCACGGUUGCCACAUUUUUUAUGUAACGGGUUUAAGCUCCUUGUUGCAAUAUAUUUUUACUGCCACAUAUUAUUCUUUUCUUGUAAAAGUUAACCUCAGAUUUUAUACCAAGAAAUUUGAAUAAAUUCCAUAAUAGGCACCCUCCA
This is a messenger RNA of Vitis vinifera (wine grape), 1503 nucleotides long. Its product is annotated as protein ABCI12, chloroplastic. The transcript has 8 exons. Bases 149 to 1321 code for a protein of 390 amino acids. Gene Ontology annotation, cellular component: chloroplast. Lineage: Eukaryota; Viridiplantae; Streptophyta; Magnoliopsida; Vitales; Vitaceae. The record is from RefSeq and is a predicted model, not a curated record.